Molecule: messenger RNA, 1099 nt
Organism: Aspergillus candidus
Lineage: Eukaryota; Fungi; Ascomycota; Eurotiomycetes; Eurotiales; Aspergillaceae
Product: quinone oxidoreductase family protein
Exons: 1
Coding region: 1-1074 (357 amino acids)
Molecular function (GO): oxidoreductase activity
Source: RefSeq, a predicted model, not a curated record
AUGUCACGCUCCCUUACGAUUCAAAAGAUUGACGGCAAACCAGGACAGGUCUACUACCCGCUGCAGUUGCAUGAUACGCCCAAACCUGUCCCCGGCCCCGGGGAGCUGCUAGUGAAGAUCCACGCGGCGGCGUUAAACCACCGGGACUUGUUCGUCCGACAGCACCUAUACCCCGGAAUCUCGUUCACCAGCCCUCUUCUCAGCGAUGGCUGCGGCACGGUCGUUCAGACAGGUCCAGGAUGCAGCGCGCAGCUGCUCCACCAGCGGGUCAUCGUGUGUCCCGUCCGGGGUUGGGACGCUGACGUCGACGCACCCGAAGACCCCGAUCGAUACGCCGCGAUCGGGGCGUCAAACCGGUACCCCGACGGCACGGCCCAGGACUAUCUCCUGGUGCGCGAGUCGGAUGUGGUGCAAUGUCCCGAGCACCUCUCGACGCUCGAAGCGGCUGCUCUUCCCCUCGUGGGCCUGACCGGCUGGCGCGCACUGGUCACCAAGAGUCGCAACGCGCACCCGGGGCGCAACAUCCUCGUGACAGGGAUCGGAGGCGGUGUUGCCCUGCAGAUAUUGCAGCUCGGCGUCGCGAGAGGCUGCCGCAUCUACGUCACAUCGAGCGACCCCGAGAAGAUCGAGCGGGCUGUGCGCAUGGGCGCCCAGGGCGGCGUCAACUACCGCACGGAAGCCUGGGAGAAGCAGCUGCAGGCGCUGCUCCCGGCGGACCGACCUUAUCUUGACGCGGUGAUUGACGGCGCCGGGGGCGAUAUCGUGGCGCGGACGACGCGGCUUCUUAAAGCUGGUGGUGUCAUCUGCGUUUAUGGGAUGACUGUCGCGCCUCGCAUGGAGUGGGCUAUGCCGGCGGUACUGAAACAUAUUGAUAUGCUGGCGUGCACGACGGGAUCGCGCGCAGAAUUCCACGCCUUGGUGGAGUUUGUGCAGGAGCAUCAGAUCCGGCCGGUUGUUAGUCGGGUUGUUCGGGGACUGGAUGAUUUGGAGGGGAUUGAUGGCUUGUUUGAAGAUAUGAAGGUGGGACGUCAGUUUGGAAAGCUUGUCAUUGAUGUGGAUUCGACGGGGUCUUGAGACGGGGAUGCCAUUUGACUGUCGA